AUGGCUAUCGACAGCCGGAAUUUCUUCAGAAGUCACUGCGCUGUCUGGAAAAUACUUGGUCUUACUCAUGACCAGGUGACUUGGAAGAAACUAUACAUUUCCGUCACAAUCGUGUUCCACCUUUUAAUAACUAUUGGCUAUCCACUGCAUUUGGGCAUGUCGGUAUUUCGCAAUGGCAACCUCACAGAUGAUAUUAAAAGCGUUACGUUUAUUGCCACUUACGGCGCCUGCUCCCUGAAGUUUAUCAUAUACGCCUACAACUUUGACAAACUCAGGAGAAUGAAAGAACUGCUGAUGCUACUGGACUUGCGAGUAAAAAGGCCGUUAGAGAUGGACAUUUACAACACGUUGAGAUCUCAGAUUCGUGCAAUUCUUUAUAUGUUUACUGGCUUGUGGGUGACCUGUGCAAUGUCGGCUGAGUUGGCCUUUAUACUGCAGGAUGGAUGCGAACUCAUGUACCCUGCCUGGUUUCCAUUCGAUUGGCGAAAUUCCUCGCGUAACUUUUAUCUUGCCAACUUGUAUCAAAUCUUUGGCUCGUGCUACCAAUUAAUGCAAAACUAUGUGAACGAUUGUUUUCCCAUCAUUAUGUUGUGCAUUAUAUCAGCCCACAUAAAGAUGCUCUACAUUCGAUUCGAGCAAAUCGGAGUCGAUGAGUCAGAGGAUGUUGUUUUGGAAUCUCAACUGGAGGCUUGUAUAACGGAUCACAAACGGUUGCUUGAACUUUUUCAGACCAUGGAGUCCUUCAUGUCCUUGCCUAUCCUCAUCCAAAUUGUUGUCAGCGCCUUGAAUGUCUGCGUUAGCAUUGCUGGUGUGCUCUUUUUUGUAACUGAGCCUAUGUCACGUACAUAUCUAGUGUUUUACGCAAUAGCAAUGCCCAUACAGAUCUUUCCCACCUGCUACUACGGAACAGACAAUGAGCUUUGGUUUGGGAAACUUCACUACGCAGUGUUUAGCUGCAAUUGGAUCAAACAGAGUCGAAACUUCAAGAAAAAACUUAUGCUGUUUGUGGAAUGUUCUCUGAAGCAGAAAACAGCCAUGGCGGGUGGAAUGGUACGCAUUCAUGUGGAUACCUUUUUUUCUACGCUCAAAUUUGCCUACUCCCUAUUUACAAUCAUUUUGCGAAUGCGAAAGUGA
Molecule: messenger RNA, 1134 nt
Organism: Drosophila innubila
Lineage: Eukaryota; Metazoa; Arthropoda; Insecta; Diptera; Drosophilidae
Product: odorant receptor 59a-like
Exons: 2
Coding region: 1-1134 (377 amino acids)
Biological process (GO): detection of chemical stimulus involved in sensory perception of smell; sensory perception of smell
Cellular component (GO): plasma membrane
Molecular function (GO): olfactory receptor activity; odorant binding
Source: RefSeq, a predicted model, not a curated record